AGUGAGUGAAAAGUGAAGUGCUAAGAGAAACUUCGUGGAAGCAACAACCUCUCUCCACCACUUACCAAUCAAUCAAAAUCAAACAUUUUGUUUUGUUUGUAACAUAAAAACAAUAUCAUAAGCAUAAACAUAUCCAUUGCUUCUAUCUCUAAAUCCAGUGUCACUGAAGACACUCAAACACACCAAAAGCUUCGAUCUUUGUUAGUGUGUUAUGCUUUUUCACUUCAUUCUCUCUUACCCACCUCUUCAAGGAUAAAGAAUCUAUGGGUGGAUCAAGUUCUAAAAGAAGUAGUUCUAGGCGUUCAACCACGAGGUCGAAUUCAAAUUCAUGGUACCCUCAAUAUCAAACACCUUCUUAUGCACAAAACCCUCAGUAUCAUGAGCCUCAGGGUUAUCAAUAUCAUGGCAAUACAUCUCAAAGCUAUGGUGGCAGCGGGAGUGGCCGUCCCGCGGAGCAGAAGAAGAGGUUGGAUAGGAAGUAUUCGAGGAUAGAUGACAAUUAUCAUAGCUUGGAGCAGGUAACCGAUGCUCUGGCAGGUGCUGGCCUAGAAUCUUCCAACCUCAUUGUUGGUAUUGAUUUUACAAAGAGCAACGAGUGGACAGGUGGAAGAUCAUUUCAAAGGAGAUGCUUGCAUCACAUUGGUCACGAGCAAAAUCCAUACGAACAAGCUAUAUCUAUCAUUGGGAAAACAUUGUCUUCCUUCGAUGAGGAUAACCUGAUUCCUUGUUUUGGGUUCGGUGAUGCAUCGACACAUGACCAAGAAGUUUUUAGUUUCUACCCGGAUGAUAGAUUUUGUCACGGAUUUGAAGAAGUGUUGUCACGAUAUCGGGAAUUAGUCCCUCAAUUAAGGCUUGCAGGACCGACAUCAUUUGCCCCAAUUAUUGAGAUGGCAAUCUCCAUUGUUGAGCAAAGUGGAGGCCAGUACCAUGUCUUAUUGAUCAUAGCUGAUGGACAGGUAACAAGAAGUGUUGAUACGGAGCGUGGUCAAUUGAGUGCGCAAGAAAAGAACACGGUAGAAGCUAUCGUGAAAGCAAGCGAAUAUCCCUUAUCAAUCAUUCUUGUUGGAGUUGGCGACGGGCCGUGGGACAUGAUGAGAGAAUUUGAUGAUAACAUCCCUGCCCGAGCAUUUGAUAAUUUCCAGUUUGUGAAUUUCACGGAAAUAAUGUCAAAGAACAUGGAUCGAUCACGUAAGGAAGCAGAGUUUGCACUUGCUGCUUUGAUGGAAAUACCCUCUCAGUACAAGGCAACACUAGAACUUAACAUAUUGGGUGCUCGCAGAGGGAAAGAUAUAGACAGGAUUGCUCUACCACCGCCGCUAUAUGGUUCCAAUACGCCAUCUUAUAACUCUCCGAAAGCUUCGCGACAAAACAGUUUCCGCCCCACUGCGCCAUCUCACAGUCAAAGACACGAUGAUGUUUUUCCCGCACAUCCUCCUGCGACUUCUGCAUCUGAUAACCAGCUUUGUCCUAUUUGUCUUACUGAUCCCAAGAACAUGGCAUUUGGUUGUGGGCAUCAGACAUGCUGUGAAUGUGGACAAGAGCUUGAAUUAUGCCCCAUAUGCAGGAGUACUAUUGACACAAGAAUUAAACUUUAUUAAUGUUAUAUAUCUCAAUUUUUUUUAAGAAAAAAAAGAAAGGAUUGUGUGCAACUUUCUUGGUGAGGUGUGUAAGUAGGAUGGGCAACAAAAUAUUGCUUAUUCAGGUCCUUAUUUGUAAAUAUUUUGGUAUUUAUUGGUUCAACAAA
Arachis stenosperma is the source of this 1744-nucleotide messenger RNA. RefSeq names its product E3 ubiquitin-protein ligase RGLG2-like. Lineage: Eukaryota; Viridiplantae; Streptophyta; Magnoliopsida; Fabales; Fabaceae. The transcript is spliced from 12 exons. The record is from RefSeq and is a predicted model, not a curated record. Bases 264 to 1598 code for a protein of 444 amino acids.